This is a messenger RNA of Microdochium trichocladiopsis, 893 nucleotides long. RefSeq lists its product as uncharacterized. The transcript has a single exon. NCBI's taxonomy places the organism in Eukaryota, Fungi, Ascomycota, Sordariomycetes, Xylariales, Microdochiaceae. The coding region runs from base 169 to 759 and encodes 196 amino acids. The record is from RefSeq and is a predicted model, not a curated record.
GUCCGAGGUACGGCCAGAGACACCAGUGCCUCUUUGGGGUGUAGUCGCAAAGUAAGCGGCCCGGAGCAAGGCCAGAAAGGGGCACGCUAAGGGAUUGGAAUGGGUUGGAAUGCUCGAAGAGAGGCUGCGAAAUGUAUGCCGCCGCAGGUAUCGUGAUGGAAAUGUUGGAUGACACACGAGAGAAUUGGCGAGGGACAAGACCACAGUUUAAGCAAGGCCAAGGCUGAGAUUGCGGACUGGCGGUGUUGCGGCUCGGGCUGGGCUGGCUGGGCUGGGCUGGGUCGCUAUGCGUGCGGGUUCGACGUGGCAAGCGGGUCCCCUGGGUCUGCUGUCCUGGAUGGCUCCGAGUGCUGGCCGACGGGGUCGCGCCAGGUACCGACCUGCCUGUCCCUGGCUGACGAAUGGCGACGAGACGAAUGCCCCGGGCGGGAACGGGUGCGCGUUUCGAGUCGCUCGUGCGUGCGCUGUCCACGGCGCAAAAGGCCCGAGAUGGGGCGGCUCGCUGGUGCAGGGCGAAUAGAGAGGCUACAACAGGUACUUGCGAUGCGGUGUGCUGGACCAGCAAAGGGUGCAGGGUUCGACGGGUCUGGUAGCGAGGGAAGCUGCCGGCGCGGUUUCCAUGCUCUUGUAGUCGGUAGAAGAAAGCGGUCGUCGUAUGGAUUUAUUCCUUUUCUCCUCGCGGCAGGUGGACGGUUUUUGUUCGUGUGUCGAGGAAGAAGGGGUCGGAGAGAAGCAAGCAGACAAGCAAGCAUCCAUUGACAUGAAGGGGACGGACGGGAAGGGGGUGCAGGUGUCGUUUUAGAUGACGGGCGGGCUUCUUGCCUUAGGUAGCGGCAGAUCGACGCGCAAUGGUACGUACUGUGGCCAGUCAGCCAGACUGGGACGGACGGAUU